This is a messenger RNA of Cricetulus griseus (Chinese hamster), 1054 nucleotides long. NCBI's taxonomy places the organism in Eukaryota, Metazoa, Chordata, Mammalia, Rodentia, Cricetidae. The record is from RefSeq and is a predicted model, not a curated record.
ACUUUUGAAAUUUGCAGUGACAAAAUUGCCACUGGGUCCUUUGACAAGACCUGUAAACUCUGGAGUGCCGAGUCGGGAAAGUGUUACCACACCUUCAGGGGUCACACAGCCGAGAUUACUUUUGAAAUUUGCAGUGACAAAAUUGCCACUGGGUCCUUUGACAAGACCUGUAAACUCUGGAGUGCCGAGUCGGGAAAGUGUUACCACACCUUCAGGGGUCACACAGCCGAGAUUGUGUGCUUAUCAUUCAACCCACAAAGUACAGUGGUUGCUACUGGAAGUAUGGAUACAACAGCCAAACUAUGGGACAUUCAGAAUGGAGAGGAAGUGGUCACUCUAACAGGUCAUUUGGCAGAAAUCAUUUCCUUGUCAUUUGACACCUCAGGAGACAGAAUCAUCACAGGAUCCUUUGACCACACAGUUGUAGUAUGGGAUGCUAGUACUGGAAGGAAGGUGCACACUUUAAUUGGCCACUGUGCUGAGAUCAGCAGCGCCUUGUUCAAUUGGGAUUGUUCUCUAAUAUUAACAGGCUCCAUGGACAAGACCUGCAUGUUAUGGGAUGCUACAAGUGGGAAAUGUGUAGCAACCUUAACAGGCCAUGAUGAUGAAAUACUAGACAGCUGCUUUGAUUACACAGGGAAACUUAUUGCAACAGCUUCUGCUGAUGGAACAGCAAGAGUUUAUGAUGCAACCACAAGAAAAUGCAUAACCAAACUGGAAGGCCAUGAAGGAGAAAUCUCAAAGAUCUCUUUUAAUCCCCAAGGAAACCGACUCCUGACGGGCAGCUCUGAUAAGACAGCCAGAAUCUGGGAUGUUCAGACCGGCCAGUGCCUCCAGGUCUUGGAGGGGCACACUGAUGAAAUAUUUUCAUGUGCUUUCAACUAUAAUGGAAACAUAGUCAUUACAGGCAGCAAGGACAAUUCCUGCAGGAUAUGGCGUUGACUGAAGGGCUCUGCUGUGGAGCAGGACUGUUGGCAACCGUGAUCAAGAACUUGAACUCCCAGAGAACAAGUGAGCCUAUUUCCUCUGCAUCCUCUUUUUGUGCAACUCACCC